AUGGAAAAAUCGACAGAUAUAUUUUCAUGGACUUAUGACUUACAGUGCCCACCAACAAUAUUCAAUAAUGUAGUGAAGAAAACAUUAUAUUCAGGUCUUGUUGGAUUCAUGUGGGAUGAUUUAUCUGAUGUUAUAUUUAAUCCCAAAAAAGCAAAGACAAUACAAAAAAAUAUUUUACUAUAUCAUUUAAAACAAGAUAAACCUAACAAAGUUAUUCAAUGUAUGAGAAAUAUAUUGCAACUAAAGUUGAAUAAAAAUGAUAUAAAAAAUCAAAUAUCUAAGUUAGAAAAAGAAUAUGAAGAACAAGAUUUUGCAGUUAGACAGAAAGUUCAAAAAGUACGAAAUAUUUCAUCAAAGCGUUCUGAAAAAAGAGCAAGAAGAGAUUUACUUAAGAUGAAAUAUGAUCAGACUAAUACACAACUUCAUGAUUGUGAUAAUAUGAAAUUAGUUUAUCAACAUUUAAUGCCAGGAAUUUGUAAAGAUGUAGAUCAUAAAGUAUUAAUGGAAAUGUCAAAUGUAGUGACAAGUCUUUGGACUAGGGCAAAUAAAAGAGAGGUGUGGGAUAUAGUAUCAAGUAAUUUUGAUCACAUUGAAAUACCUACAUUAUGGCAUCAUUUAUACCAAAGUGUGACAAAAGCUGUAGACACAUUAACUGCAUCUCAAAUUAUGCAACCAAUGGAUUCAAAUAAUAUAAACAUAAAUAUUGGUAUUACCAAAAUGUAUGGACAUCAUAUUUCUAUGGUUUCUAAACGAUUAUUGUAUAAUGCAAAAGCAAAUAAUCAUCAGCGAAAUGUUAUGGAAUUUAUAGAAAAGACUGAAACAGCUUCAAAUAAUUCUGUACGCAUAAGUGAAUGGUUAGCAUUAGCAUUAGAAGUCUACAAAUUAGAAGUUGAACAAAAAUAUCUAAUGAAAGAAGUUGAGAAAAUACAAAAUGAUUUGCAUGAAAAUAAUAUAUUUGCAUCCGAUUUAACAGAAUUAACUUUAGAAAUUCAAAACACCCGUACUGAAAUUGCAAAAUAUAUACAAGAGAUACAGCAGUCAUUACAGAUUUUAAAAUCUGCACCAAUAUUUAUCACAAAAACAAAAGAAAAAAUAAAUUUGGAAUUACAGAAAAUAAUAAUGAUGCGAACUGAUGGUUAUGAUACUAAGAUGUUAAAAAGUGAUUUAACUACUGAAUUGGAUAUAUUUCAUAAUACUUUAGACCUUAAUGCUUUAAGAAAAGUCAUGUUAAAAGGGGAAAUUGGAAUUUAUAGAUAUACAAAAAGCUGCUUCAGUGAAGCUUCUAUUCCAAUUACUAAUUCCCAACUUUCAAAUAUUAAGUUAUAUUUUCCCUGGAUUCAGACACCAAUAUAUUUUUUAAUAGAGUGUUACAAGAAUUUAAUUUCAAUGCUUCUGUAUAAAAAAUUCGAAACUUUGGAAGCUGAAAAUAACGAGGAAAAUACAAAUUUAUUUCAUUUACCUGCAUUAACAUACAAUGAAAAUAAUUAUAAUACAAUUGAUCUUUUGAAGUUAUCAAAAAUUAUCAAUACGAAAACAAGAACAGAAAUUGAUGAAUUUAAUGAACUUUUAAAUGCUUGGGUGAAUCAACCAGUUCAAAAGGUAAUGGAAAUUAUUGAAAAAACUGUAGAUGAUAUAUCUUUUUCGGAAUGGAUUGAACGCUAUGAUUUAUUAUUAUAUAUGUUGCACAAUUCUACAUUGUAUUAUGUUCAUAAAUAA
Molecule: messenger RNA, 1716 nt
Organism: Eufriesea mexicana
Lineage: Eukaryota; Metazoa; Arthropoda; Insecta; Hymenoptera; Apidae
Exons: 8
Coding region: 1-1716 (571 amino acids)
Source: RefSeq, a predicted model, not a curated record